GCGGCGGCCGCUGCCUCUCGGCUGCCCGCCUUAUAGUUGUCCCGGGACGUCAUGGAUUUGAGCUUCUCACGCAGGUCCGUGUAACCGCUGGCGGCCGCCAUGGCCCCCACGACGCUGCUCUAGGGUCCUCCGGGGCCGGAGGGGCGGCCGGGCAUGGCUCUCGGAGGACGCGCCCCGGCGCCCCCGGAGAAAUGGGGUUCCCUCAGCGCCAGGCCCCCAUGCGAGACCGGGGGACCCGGCGGGGGGGGGGCGUCGAGGGAACGGGCGCGGGGUCGGGCCUCAGGGGCGGCGGGUCAUGCAGCGGUGGCGGCAACAGGGCUUCCUUCCCCACCUUCUUCACGUCCCACGGAGCAAGGGCGCCGGCAGCGCCUCAUGCCGCGGAGGGCCGCUGCGGAGGACCGACCCGACUCCCAGCCAGACCCUCAGACGCCCGGCCCAGCCCGCACUUUAAAGCGCUCCUCACGACGUCACGGGCCGUUCGCCCGACGUCCGCCAGCGCCGCUCCUCAGCGAGCUCCUCAGCGCGCACGCGCAAUGCCGCCAGCCACCGCGGCUCCGCGCGCAGCGGGCAUGCGCGUGCGUGUAGGCCGGGUCACCGGAGGCGCCCGCGCAAGCGCAGACGGGGACCGCUCGGCGUCCGACGCCCCUCCCCCACUCACUGAAGGACUCCGAGGGAGCACCCUCAAACAGCAACCUGCCUCCUUGACGCGCCACCUCCGCGACCGAAGGGCUCCCUCCACAGGGGUGCGCUCACACUGUCAACGCUCUCGCGAUGCUGCGUCACGGCAUCGUCCAAAGGCUCGAAAACGCCUCAGCCCUCAACGCGCAACCACCGGGGAACCGCCACAACCUAGGCUGCCCCGUCACCGCCCCCUUUUGCGUUUCCAGUUCUUUCAUUGGGUCACCGGCCACGCGCCGGGCGGGCCCAGACGGGAGCUUCCGGAAAUUGGACAGCCUGAUUGCUUCCCUAGAGAUACCAACUUCUCCCCGCCUGUCACCACCAGCAGUGUCCACACCACAGAGUUUCCCGGCUGA
Messenger RNA from Callorhinus ursinus (northern fur seal), 1034 nucleotides. The record is from RefSeq and is a predicted model, not a curated record. Lineage: Eukaryota; Metazoa; Chordata; Mammalia; Carnivora; Otariidae.